AUGGCUCCACCUAGCGUAAUCAAGUCCGAAACCGGAGUCAACGGCAUUGAUUUUACCGGAAAGCCUCUUUUCCGGUUAGAGGAUUCCAAUCUCUUAGCCAAUGGUCAUGUCGUCUUAACCGAUGUACCGGUUAACGUAACCAUCACACCUUCACCUUACUUAACCGACAAAGACGGCGAACCAAUCGACUUCUCCGCCGGUGCAUUCGUCGGGUUUAACCUCGACGGCGAGUCUCAAAGCCGCCACGUGGCGUCCAUCGGAAAACUCAGGGAUAUUCGAUUCAUGAGCAUAUUCCGUUUCAAGGUGUGGUGGACCACUCACUGGGUCGGGUCAAAAGGAUCCGACAUCGAGAACGAGACCCAAAUCAUCAUCCUCGAUAAUUCCGGGUCGGAUUUGGGUCGUCCUUAUGUUCUCUUGUUACCGCUUAUCGAAGGCUCCUUCCGUUCGUCUUUCCAAUCCGGACAAGACGAUGACGUGGCGGUCUGCGUCGAAUCCGGGUCGACCCAAGUCACCGGGUCGGAGUUCCGCCAGGCUGUGUAUCUUCACGCCGGAGAUGAUCCGUUUAAGCUCGUGAAAGACGCGAUGAAAGUGAUUAGGGUUCAUAUGAACACCUUUAAACUUAUGGAAGAGAAAUCGCCGCCGGGGAUCGUCGAUAAAUUCGGGUGGUGUACUUGGGAUGCGUUUUACUUGACGGUGAAUCCUGACGGCGUUCAUGAAGGUGUUAAGUGUCUCGUCGACGGUGGUUGUCCGCCGGGAUUGGUUUUAAUCGACGACGGUUGGCAAUCAAUUGGACAUGAUUCCGAUGACAUCGAUGUUGAAGGGAUGACUUGUACCGUCGCCGGCGAGCAAAUGCCUUGCAGGCUUUUGAAAUUUCAAGAGAACUACAAAUUCAGAGACUACGUCUCUCCGAAAGACAAAAACAAUGUCGGAAUGAAAGCUUUCGUCAAAGAUCUGAAAGAUGAAUUCUCCACCGUCGAUUACAUCUACGUUUGGCACGCUCUUUGCGGGUACUGGGGAGGUCUCCGUCCCGGAGCUCCGACUCUUCCGCCGUCAACUAUUAUCCGGCCAGAACUCUCGCCGGGACUUAAACUCACUAUGGAAGAUCUCGCCGUCGAUAAGAUCGUCGAGACCGGGAUCGGAUUCGUCUCGCCGGACAUGGCGAAGGAGUUCUACGAAGGUCUUCACUCUCAUCUUCAAAACGUCGGUAUUGACGGCGUUAAAGUUGACGUCAUCCACAUUUUGGAGAUGUUGUGCGAGAAAUAUGGCGGGAGAGUUGACUUGGCCAAGCCUUACUUUAAGGCUUUAACGGCGUCAGUGAAUAAGCAUUUUGGCGGCAACGGCGUUAUCGCCAGCAUGGAGCAUUGUAAUGACUUCAUGUUCCUUGGAACUGAAGCCAUCUCUCUAGGCCGUGUUGGUGAUGACUUUUGGUGCACGGAUCCAUCGGGUGAUCCAAAUGGCACGUUUUGGCUACAAGGAUGUCACAUGGUGCAUUGUGCAUACAACAGUCUCUGGAUGGGAAAUUUCAUCCAGCCUGAUUGGGACAUGUUUCAGUCAACACAUCCUUGUGCUGAGUUCCAUGCUGCUUCUCGUGCCAUCUCGGGUGGACCCAUUUACAUCAGCGAUUGCGUUGGCCAGCACGAUUUCGAACUUUUGAAACGCCUUGUUUUGCCCAACGGUUCGAUCUUGAGAUGUGAGUACUAUGCUCUCCCGACCCGUGACCGUCUCUUUGAAGACCCUCUUCAUGAUGGCAAAACCAUGCUCAAGAUUUGGAACUUGAACAAGUACACUGGAAUCAUCGGAGCAUUCAACUGCCAAGGAGGAGGAUGGAGUCGAGAAAACAGACAAAACCAAUGCUUCUCUGAAUGCUCUAAGACGAUAACCGCCACAACAAGACCCAAGGACGUUGAAUGGAACAGUGGGAGCAACCCAAUCUCCAUUGAAAACGUUGAAGAGUUUGCUUUGUUCUUGUCUCAGUCCAAGAAGCUUGUGUUGUCUGGACCAAACAAUGACCUCGAGCUCACUUUAGAGCCUUUCAAGUUUGAGCUGAUCACUGUUUCUCCUGUUGUGACCAUUGAGGGCAAAUCCGUUCGGGUUGCUCCGAUCGGAUUGGUUAACAUGCUAAACACAAGCGGUGCGAUUCAAUCUUUGGUGUACCAUGAAGAGUCUGUUGAGAUUGGAGUCCGUGGUGCCGGAGAAUUCAGGGUUUAUGCAUCGAGGAAACCAGUGAGCUGCAAAAUUGAUGGUCAAGUUGUUGAGUUUGCGUAUGAAGAGUCAAUGCUGAUGGUUCAAGUGCCUUGGUCUGGUCCAGAGGGUUUGUCUUCUAUUGAGUAUUUGUUUUAG
Microthlaspi erraticum is the source of this 2340-nucleotide messenger RNA. The record is from the annotation of a GenBank genome assembly. Lineage: Eukaryota; Viridiplantae; Streptophyta; Magnoliopsida; Brassicales; Brassicaceae.